Messenger RNA from Aspergillus costaricaensis CBS 115574, 1947 nucleotides. Its product is annotated as C6 transcription factor. Gene Ontology annotation, molecular function: DNA-binding transcription factor activity, RNA polymerase II-specific; zinc ion binding; DNA binding. NCBI's taxonomy places the organism in Eukaryota, Fungi, Ascomycota, Eurotiomycetes, Eurotiales, Aspergillaceae. The transcript has 6 exons. Bases 1 to 1947 code for a protein of 648 amino acids. The record is from RefSeq and is a predicted model, not a curated record. Gene Ontology annotation, biological process: regulation of DNA-templated transcription; DNA-templated transcription.
AUGACCUCGGAGAGAAAACAACGGAUUUUGGCCCCUGCAGCCCCAGUUAAGGACCCCGUGCCACGAGCUUUGGUGAGAAAGGUUUCUACAGCUUGCUCAAAUUGCCGCCUCAAGAAGGCGAGGUGCAGCGGAACAGCACCAUGCGACUCCUGUGUCAAGCACGAUCUCGAAUGCAAUAUCGACGAGGCCACGGACUCCCGCCGCAAAAUUAACCUUAAGCGGAAGAUUGACAGCUUAGAAGGCGACCGCGAUCUGUUCGUGCAGGUACUGGAGAUAUUAAGAAAUGGUGGCGUCACUCGGGUGCAUUCCCUAUUGCAGUUGAUUCGCAGCAAUCCCUCGUUGGAAGAACUUCAACUCUUUGUCGAGGACAAGCUAAAAGAUAUCAAUGCCCUCGAUUCUACAAUAGAUGAAGUUCGGUUGCCAGAUGACUUUGUCGUCAAAAUCCCUCGGAGAGUGCUCAACAUCAAGCGACUCGCCGAUCAACCUGUCUUUCGUGUACCCGCAAUACCCUGGACUAGAAUAACCGAUGAUGAUCACUUUGUCUCGCACCUUGUCUCCUUAUAUUUUACGUGGCGCUAUCCUUGCUUUCCCUGCCUCGACCAAGACAUAUUUAUACGCGACAUGAAAACAGCCCAGCUCAGUUCCCAGUUUUGCUCGCCUUUCCUGGUUAAUGCCAUUCUGGCUGAUGCCUGUGCAUACUCAGACUUUGCAGAGGCGUACGAAGUCCCCAGCGAUCCGUCUACGCGAGGAUUACACUUUUACAACGAGGCGAAGAGAUGUUUCGAACAAGAAGAUGGGCGUUCUACCCUAGCCACAGUACAAGGGCUGGCAGUGUUAUCAACUUGGUACGACUUAAUAUUUAGUGCGUGCUUUAUGGGCAAAGACAGACGGGGAUGGAUAUACCAGGGCCAGCUUGCUUUUGCUGCGAAGGAGCUUCAACGCACGCUUCGCACCGUAUCCUCUGGUUCUUCCAACGAGGCAUCUGAUAUACGACGGGUUACCGAGCUUACUCUUUGGGGUUUGUACAACAUGACAAUCGCAACCGCCUUCGCUUACCAAAAGCCGCCGUUGAUCGAAAAGCCUAGCCGUCCAUGUCCGCCUAGUUUUCAUGACAAUGACGGUCCUCUAUGGCACCCUUAUCCGCACGACGGUGAUAGUCUCCAGGGGCACUACAUGUGCUAUUUCAAUGGCUUAUCUGAGCUAACAACAAUCGUUGACGAUUGGUGCACGUUGCUCUUCGACAGCUUUACGAUUCCGACGCCUGGUGAGGUUCAGGAUAUGGAAAACAAAGUCAGUAAACGUCUGGGAGUGUGGGAAAAGACCCUCAAGCCAUGCCUCAGGAUCGAACCUGGGCGUGUGAUCCUCCCCCACGUAUUAUGUCUACAUAUGUAUUAUCACAAUACCUGUAUCACAAUUACGGAGCUCGCCAAAACAGCAGACCAUGGCACACAAGAACGGCAUUUGGGGCCAGAAGAGAUGUCUCUUUCAGCUGCUCGUCAAAUCGCCGGGUUGAUGGAGAUACACCGGUCUACCUGGGGCAUAGAUAUAUUUCCAGCAAGCCAAAUUCAUUGGAUUGCCGUGGCCAUGUUCACUCUCUUGGGACAACUUGACGUGCCAGCGAACCAAGGAGCGUUUAUCAAUCUUUGUGUGGCGGCAAAAGUAGCCUCUCGACGCUGGCCUCUUGCACGGGGCACAUUACGGACUGUUCAAGUCACGGCCAAAAAGCUUGGGGUAAGGCUUCCGCCUGAGACAGAUGCACUGUUCAUAGAUUUCGAAAGGGAGAUUUGGGGGCCUAGGGGUCGCAACGGACUCAGCAGCCUGUAUCCCAAUUUUGCUGUUCUGACAGGAACAUUACGAAACGAAGCCGUUGAAAUGGACAAGUUUCUAGAGAAGGAGGAUGACUUGGAGGCUCUUGACCUUGCGGAAGAUGAUGAAAUGGUAUUGUAG